UAGAGUGCAGACGAUUUUACUGACGUAGAAUCGCCAGGACAAUGGCGGUUUUGAAAACACUGCUGUUUCUAAAGUUGGUAGUACUUUACUUUUCUUUUAUCACUUCAGCAUCUGAAACUGACGAUUACAUCAUAGAUGGAGUAAAUCUGGAUGACAAGAGUGAUGAUGUCCCAACUGUUGAAGAAGAUAAAACGUGGCCCGGUUUUCCCUACCUAGGUCAAGUAUCCGGUAUUGUAGUAGAUGGAGAUGGUAACCUUCAUAUUUUUCACAGAGGUGACCGAGUAUGGGAUGCUCAGACUUUUGAUCGAAGUUACAGAUUGACAGACACUGAACAAGGUCCCAUUCAAAACGAUACCAUUGUAGUAGUGGAUCCCAAUAAUGGAAAAGUAUUGUAUAGUUGGGGAGCAGGCAGGUUUUACAUGCCGCAUGGACUAACUGUGGAUAAACAUGGAAAUACCUGGGUGACGGACGUAGGUUUGCAUCAAGUGUUCAAAUUUCCUGCUCGUGAAUUAAAUCCAGAAUUGGAACUUGGAGAACCUUUUGUUCCUGGAGCAGGAAAAAAUCAUCUUUGUCAACCUUCAGACGUAGCAGUGACAUCCAAUGGAUAUUUCUUUGUUAGUGAUGGAUAUUGUAACUCCAGACUACUCAUGUUUUCGCGCAAUGGUCGACUCUUGAAAGAAAUUGGAUCGAAAGAUGGAAUGAAUGUUCCCCAUAGUCUCACACUUAUACCUGAACAUGAUGCAGUUUGCGUAGCAGACAGAGAAAAUUCGAGAAUUCUUUGUUAUUCUACUGGCACUGAUGGCACUACUGCUGGUGUACCUCUGGCAAGCAUUGAUUCGCAAGGUCGAGUUUUUGCUUUAGACAAAAGAAGAAAACAACUGUUUGCACUUAAUGGGCCAGAUUUGUGGGAGAACACUCAAUCUGUAUCUGCUAAUCAUGGCUUGGUUAUUGAUGUCGAAUCUGGAAUUCCGAGAAUCUUAUGGGGACCAGACAACGGUUUUCUGUUUCCACAUGACCUGGCUGUAUCUCCUGAUGGCAAUUAUGUUUAUGUUUCAGAGAUUGAUUUAUCUGCCCCCAAGCGAGUGUAUAAGUUCAAUAUCUGGGACUGAGACUCACAAAUAACAACGCAAUAAUAAUAAACCGCAGCAUUAAAAAUCAGUUUUUUGCAGAAAUA
Molecule: messenger RNA, 1174 nt
Organism: Stegodyphus dumicola
Lineage: Eukaryota; Metazoa; Arthropoda; Arachnida; Araneae; Eresidae
Product: peptidyl-alpha-hydroxyglycine alpha-amidating lyase 2-like
Biological process (GO): peptide metabolic process
Cellular component (GO): membrane; extracellular region
Molecular function (GO): protein binding; catalytic activity
Source: RefSeq, a predicted model, not a curated record